This is a messenger RNA of Arabidopsis arenosa, 1310 nucleotides long. Lineage: Eukaryota; Viridiplantae; Streptophyta; Magnoliopsida; Brassicales; Brassicaceae. The record is from the annotation of a GenBank genome assembly.
CUUUCUGUUUCUCUGAUAAGAGACAACGAAAUUCACUAAGUAGAACCCUAAAUUACACUUCUGGAUAUGAGUGAUACAAUGCCUGAGAACUCUCAAGAACAAGAAGAGAAUGUGUUAAUUUCAUUAGACAUUGAAGAAGACAAGUUGUUUCUCUUACAUUUCAUCAUAGGAACUUACUUUGGACCAGAUUUAAGAAACCAUCAUCGUCCCAAGCAAUCAGCAUUUCAGAUUCAAGCGUCGAAAAAUCUCGUGGUAGAUGAGUUAAGUGGCUCACUUAUGAAGAGAGCUGAGCUAGAACGUGUGUAUUAUCACAUUCUCAGAAAUGUUGAUCCGUCUCUAAUCAUGAAGUCGAAAAAGUUACGUGAAUACUUCAAUGGGAAACGCAAUGUUUCGAAUAGGGAUUACCCUUUUUUCGCUGAUCUUUUUCCGCGAAAACUGCACCCUGAAACCCAUGUUAGGCAUAAGUUUAAGUUUAUCAGGAGCAUUAUGUUCAUUAAUGAUCCAGAUACUUCUUGUAUGAGAGAAGAAUGUGUUACUCGGUUUAAGCGGCUUACGGGAUUGGAUAGCUUUGCUUUGAGCCUUAGUGUUGAUGUAACUGAAGCUAACGGUGUUGCAGUUAGUGAGGUUAAGGAUGAGAUUGAUGAGGGCGUGGAACCGUGUUUAGAAGUGCCUAUUACAUGUGCUGGUAAUGAGAAUGCGGGUACUUGUAUUAGCGGUGAAGAAAGUGAUGUUGGUGCAAAACCUGAGGCGACAUCUGAAGCUCAGGGUGGACUAAUGGUGGGACUGAUGGACAUUGGUGAAUGUGAUGACGCUUAUCUCUUCCGUGUAUCGCUUCCCGGUGUGAACAGAGAUGAAAGAGAUUUUAGCUGUGAAGUAGAAGACAAUGGGAAGGUACUAGUUAGAGGAGUCACUACAACAGGCGGGAAGCAAGUUCAACGGUAUUCUCAGGUGUUUGAAAUGCAAACACGGAAUCUCUGCCCGCCCGGUCACUUUUCUGUCUCGUUUUGCCUCCCGGGCCCUGUCCAUCCGCAGGAGUUUUCUGGCAACUUUGGAGCGGAUGGGAUUUUUGAAGGAAUCAUAAUGAAAAAGUUGCAGAAACAAACUGUGUAAUCGUAGUAGUAAUAGGAAUCGUCGGUUUUUGGUUAUGGGUAGCGUAAGUACUAGUAAAACUCGAGCUAAACCAUCUUGACAACCAUAUGUUUAUCUAUGUAGGUUUGAACAUUAAGUGAUCCAGCUUUUUGUAAGUUCAAUUCUCAGUUUGUAGUUUCUGGUUAUAACAUCCAUUUAUGAAAUCGGUAAAUUGACUGAAA